Molecule: messenger RNA, 2145 nt
Organism: Lathyrus oleraceus (garden pea)
Lineage: Eukaryota; Viridiplantae; Streptophyta; Magnoliopsida; Fabales; Fabaceae
Product: probable ribonuclease P/MRP protein subunit POP5
Exons: 8
Coding region: 263-724 (153 amino acids)
Biological process (GO): tRNA 5'-leader removal
Cellular component (GO): nucleolus; ribonuclease MRP complex; multimeric ribonuclease P complex
Molecular function (GO): ribonuclease P RNA binding
Source: RefSeq, a predicted model, not a curated record
CCCACUAGUAAUAACAAAACGUUUCAUAUUAGGUUUCUAAAAGUUGCUGUGCAUUUUCCUUCUUUCAUUUUCAUUACCAUCCAAAUCCCUAACAAGUCACCGCCGCUGCCGGAUACACACCUUCAUCCAUCCCCUCAACCCACACCACCACCAACCUUCAAAACUACCCACCACCACCAUAUUCAAAUUGUUUUACAGUAUUUACAGUAGAUUCUCCAUACCCUAAACUUCUCGGUUGUGCGAUUCUCACAGAAAAAGAGCGAUGGUGUUCAAAAACAGGUACAUGGUGAUGGAGGUUUUUAUGAAUCCUAAUAGAGAACAAGCAUCGGGUGAUUCUAUUAUAAUUACUCAGUUUAAUAUCUCUAAUGCUAUAAAAGAUAGCAUCAUGGUGAAUUUUGGGGAGUGUGGUUUGGCGGCAUCACUAGGAUCAUUUCAGGUUAAGUAUGUGAAUCCAAUCACUAAUGUGUGCAUUAUUAGAGCUUCAAGAGAGGAGCAUGAAAAAGUAUGGGCUUCUAUUACUAUGGUUAGAAGUAUUGGAAAUUUUCCAGUGGUGUUUAAUUUACUUGAUUUAUCUGGAAAUUUACAGGCUUCUAAAACCGCCGCAUUGAAGUGCGAAAAAGCAAAAUUUGAACAGUACAAACUUAUGGUUGGUGAUCGAUUGUCAGCUGACGAUACUCAUCGUAUGAAUAAUCAUCUUGCAAAGAUUGAACUUUUGGAGCACUGAAUACUUGGCCAUCAUCAAGGGCGUCAAGGAAAAGGGGCUAACUAACCUGGAGCUGCAUACCCAAAGGUGCCUGCAAAUGUGGUCCAGCUGCUUGAAUCAGGCUUUAGAAACUUGGCUGUUCCAAAAUCUGAAAGUUGAGCUUCAUAGGAUGAAUCCAAAAGAACAUUCUUGCUUGAUAUGUCACGAUGAACUAUCGGAGGUAUGCAGUCGUGAUGCAUAUAGGACAAAGCAUUAGCCACGCCUCGAACAACAUUCACCCUCUUUUCCCAAUCAAAUGCAGUGGCUUUUGUGUCAUUGUUUAGCAUUUGAGUCAAAGUUCCACCUUCCAAGAACUUAUAAACCAAAAAUGAGAAUCUUGAAUGUUGACAAUAUCCGUAGAGCUUUAUGAUGUUACGAUGCCUGAUUUCUGUCAAAGCUUGAAUUUCAUUUUCGAAGCCUUGGAACUGAUUGGGACAAAGUUGUUUUCACCAAUGGUUAUGACAAAGAAGGUCAUCCGGUUUACUACAAUGUUUUUGGCGAGUUUGAGAACAAGGAAUUGUAUCAAAAAAGUUUCUCUGACGACGAGAAGAGAAACAAGUUUAUCCGUUGGAGGAUUCAGUCAUUGGAGAAAAGUGUUAGAAAACUCGACUUUGCUCCAUCUGGAAUCGCUACUAUUGUUCAAAUUAAUGAUCUUAAAAAUUCUCCUGGAUUUGUUAAGAAGGAGCUUAGACAAGCUACUAAUCAGGCACUUCAAUUGCUUCAGGAUAACUACCCCGAAUUUGUUGCCAAACAGAUUUUUAUCAAUGUUCCUUGGUGGUACCUUGCCUUUUCUAGGAUGAUUAGUCCUUUCCUGACACAGAGGACCAAGAGCAAAUUUGUAUUUGCUGGCUCCUCCAAAUCUUCUGAUACCCUUUUCAAAUAUAUAGCUCCUGAGCAAGUGCCAGUUCAAUAUGGAGGACUUAGCAGAGAAGGCAACAGGAAUUCACCACGGCUGACCCUGCUACAGAGGUUAUUAUCAAACCAGCAACAAAACAUGCUGUUGAGUUCCCAAUUUCUGAGAUGUGGAUCUCAGAUUUUGGGGUAUAUUAGUAUUAAUUAUAGUUCUCCAACACUUGUUAAGGAUGGAAAAGUUAGCUAUAAAGAGUAAAGUAGCAAUGCUAAGGUAAUGGGAAGCAAAUAGGAUUAAAGGAUUGAGCAUUGCAUUUGAAACUGCUCUUUACUGCAAACAAGUUCUUUAGCUUGAUCUUUUUGUUUAACUUAUAUUUAUAUGUAUUUUUUUAGAUUGAAGAAAAAGAGUCUCCAUUGGUUCUAUAUUGAUGAGUAAUUCAAUUGUAAAUUAAUUAAUUCCCAUUAAUUUUUUUUUUGCUUUUGAUUUGUAUUAGCCAAUUAAUAUUAUUAGUUAUUGUAUAAUUUAAUAUUUAUAAAUUGUAUAGUAUUUAAUA